UAAAGCAGAUACAAAAAUACUCUCAUAUGUAUGUGCUGCCCUGAUCUUACUAUUCGUAAUUAACAGUGAUCUAUACUCAGCUGAUUAGCUUUGUUUUAAGUAUAAAGGUUUAAAUGAAAAAAUGCUCCCUGGAUAAAGCUCUCAUACAAGUUACUGCUGCAGAAUCACUGCCUAGCACCAAAAUAGAAAGAGGAUCAGCAUGUGACUGUGUUUUACCUUUCCAAAGCAACUUCCCUUAGUAACAAACAGCAGCUGCAGAUAAAAAUAGAACAUGAUAUGCAACUAGAAUCUUUAGCUAAAUCCAGAAGUCUGCCUCCAUGACAGCAAAGAGACCAAAGCAACAAUGAAGUCGCUCCGAUUCAUUUGUGCUGAAGCGUUUGUGUCAAAUGCAGAGUUUGCUAGGAAGAGUCUCGGCAAUGUUGCCCAUAAUCUUUUUCCUCUUCUUUUCAAAGCCAGCUAUUUACUGGAACAAGGGAAAGUGAUUCAUGACUUGGUAGAAAACUGGCCACUUGUUGACUUUAACAUGGGAAAACUUUUGGGAAAAAACGGUGACUACCAGGAAGACCUGAGCCACAGAACAUGCUUGGUAUGCUUGGAAAGCUGUCUGACAGGGCUUAGAGACUAUGUGCUGAAUCAUCCUUCUCCCUAUAUGAAAAGAUUGAAAGUGGUGGACCUGACGGGUAUAAAAGAUGUUGAAGUUCAGUCCUGUGAGUGCAAGAAACCAAUGGGCAGGUGGGCAAGGACACAGCUGCUCUCUAAGCUCUGUUUAGAGCUGCUGCUCCACCUGCAACAAAUGCAAUGUGAUCCCGGUGCCUUGGAAAUCAGUAUUGAUGUGCUAAUUGACUUGUUUGUUACAGAACGGAACUAUGAGCAGGUAGUGCAGGCCCUACUAAGGAAGUGCUCUUGUCCAUUGAAGAUCCACUGUGUAGCCUUCAGAGCUGACAACCUGGCUUUGCAGAAGUUUUUCUACAUCAUCAAGCUCAUAGAUCCGUCUUUGCUGCGUAAGUUGGAAGUGGUUCACAAUGUUCGCUUGGAAAUGGAGCACUUGGAAAUACUCUUCAACAAUAUCCGCUUCCCCCUGCUGAUGUCCUUGACCUUGCCAGCACGAACAUUCAAUGUGAGGAGGCUUACAGCUGCAGAUGAACUGAUGCUUACUGCCAUUGGAGAAAAGAUGAGUGAAAUGACACAACUGACUGAACUGAGUAUGGCAUUUUCCAUACUCACGGGAAGAAUACGGAAACUGCUCAGCCCACUGAAAACCCCGCUGAAGGUGCUGGAUGUUUCUAACUGCUCACUGAAUCAUGCUGAUAUGGCCUAUUUAGCCAAUAGCCUCCAUUCAAAUCACUUAGAAGUCCUGGACCUGAGUGGGCACAAUAUUCCUGACCUUUACCCAUCAACAUUCUUCAAGCUUCUCAGCCAUUCCUCUUCAGUGCUCAGGAGUCUCAUCUUAGAGGAGUGUAACAUCCAAGACACUCAUGUCAACAUGUUGAUUUUAGGCUUAAGUCCUUGUCGGAAACUACAGGAGUUUAAGUUCCUUGGAAAUCCCCUGUCAUCUGAAGCACUUAAACACCUUUUCAUGUUUUUCUGUGAACUGCCAAUGCUGAAAAAUGUGGAGUUCCCAGUUCCAAGGGACUGCUAUCCUGUUGGCAUCACUUAUCCAAUUGAUGAUUCCAACAUCUGCAAUUUUGAUCACCAAAAAUAUGAAAGUGUAGCAGAGGAGCUUAAACUCAUCUUACUACAAGCAAACAGAGAGGGUGUGAAGGCUUCAACUCCUCUCUUUGGCAGUUACGACGCAGCUGUUGAGGAGACAAACAAUGAACUGGGAGCUUACUUGAUGAAGUCCUUCAAAGACACUUUGGAAAAGUUCACUAACUCUCUUAAAGAAAUGAGUUGAAGUUGAAACAAUAGUGGUGAUAAGAUGUUCUGCCAAAUCAGAAGCUAAUUUAGUCUUUAACAAAACUGUACCUGCAUUGAUCAGUUUAGUUUGCUCUUUAAUUUCUGGGCUGAAUUUACUCCUCGUUGAAGAGCCUCAGAUUAUCUGAGGUAUUUUAACUAUACUGUCCCUAUUGCAUACUAUUUCCAUAAGCACCAUUUGGUCUCAGGAGAGGGUUUUUAAUAAUUUAUUAUUUUACACAAAAGGAUUUUGCUACUCAGUAAAAGAAGACGUGACUGAGGGUGGCUGAUAUGUUUUCCUAAUUUCCUCUGAAUUUGACCAUAAGGCUUCAGCCCUAUAGAAAAGGUAGGAAAAGUGAGCAGCCCUGCAGGGUGUCCAAAUGACUGUAUGCCCAUCCUCAGCCGUGGCUCCAUAAACCAAUUUUUGUUUUGCCAUUAAUCUUCUGAAUGCCACUAAAGAGGUCAUUUCACCCUUCUACAGUUUAUGUUUCCAAGAGUGGAUCACUUCUAAAGCCUGCAUGUCCCCGUACAUCUCUUUGAUCUGCAGAGAUGAGCGUGAUAAACAUCUUUUUGCUUGGGGAAUUACAGAAGUGGUCUAAUGCAUAGUGGUGGUGAGGAGUAAAGUUAUCCAAAUGGACACCUAGCAAUACAAAGCAGCUUGUGAUGAUGCUGCUGAAGCUCUGGCACACUGUAUUUUGCAAAGGUGUAUCAGGACAGUGUUGCAGAGCCGUAGAUUGGGGGUCAGCAGGUAAGCUGGCCUCAAGCUGUUCCCUUUGUGGAAUCAACUUCUUGGCUGGUAGAAUGUACCCUGCUGCUCUCAUCUCUUUACUAGUUGAUGCAUCAGUAUCUAGUUUGGGCACAAACUUGGCAAAAAAAAAAAAAAAAAAAAAAAAAAAAAAUCAAAAAAAAAUCAAAAGCUAAUUUCAAAAUUGUAGAAAAGGAAGAGGCUUGUUGCUGGAUAGUUAAAAGCUCAGCUGCAUAAAAUGCUACCCUCAUCUAUCGGUACUAAAUAUUGUCAUGUUACAAAAUUGCAACCAGUGCCAGAAGGAAUCACAUUUAUUUGACACGCCCUAGUGCAAGAAAUGUGUAUGAGUGAAAAGAGUAGUUAGAGCCCCAUAUCCUACACACUGUGCUGUAAUGUGUGCAAGGUGGCCAGCAGGGUGUCAGCAUGAAGUGUCAGGGCCACAAAACAAAUCCAGAGGGAAGUUUGGGAGAUCAUUGAGGGGGGAGGGGAACAGGUGAAUCCUUGGGUAGUAGCAGCUGGUAUAGUGUUUUCUGCUCAGCUUCUUCUCUGUUACACUGAGGACAUGCCAAGAUAGGUAUGUUAUCAGGUCUUGCCUAUCAUCAGCUGACUUGAGAUAUCUGCUGGCAGCCUCUGUCAACUCUACCAGAUCCCAAAUUGUUCUGUUAUACAGCUAGAUUCUUAGUUAGUGUCUAAGGGAGCUGGAAAAAAAAGUAGGAUGCUUAGGUUCACAGCCAGCAUGCUGCCAUUAAAUAGAGAAUUAAUUAUAUUAUUUUAGCAGUUCAUAGACACAGUUAACCAGCACUGGAAGUGAAUGCUGUGGCUGGAGCUGAGGUAUCAUUAGUAGCCAAUUAGAAAUUAUACUUCAUUUCAUCAUCUGAUGGUAAGGAAGAAGCUUUCUUCAUGUAGGUAGUGGUGGUUUGUAUAGUUUUUAUGCACAAAAGAAUACAGAAAUAGCUACUAAUCUAGUUUUUGAAAAAAAAAUGGGGUGACUAUUGUGUAGUUCUUGUAGGUGCCACAGUGUGCCUUUUAUUGAAAUUUGGAUGUCUUUUUAGCUUACAUUGUUCCUUCAGAUACAUUUGAUUAAGAUGUAACUGAUAUUAAAAUUGAAAGCAAUAGGCCACAACCCAAUUAUGUUUAUGGAACACUACAGAAAAAGCUAAAAGAAAUCGAAAUAGCCAAGGCAAUCGCUUGUCCUUAACAAAAUGCCAGAAUUGAGUUCCAUGUGAUCUUGCCUGUAUUUGCACGUGGAGCUCUGUGUGCUCCCCUGGUCUUGCCUGCUCUUCCUGUCCCCUCUUUCUUUCCCUCUCACCUUGCCCUUCUUUCCAGCUCAGACUUGGCCCAUAAAUUCUCUGCCAGACAUAGGUGGUUUGAAUUUUGCUAGGCCAAGACCCUACUGCUUUGGGGUGAGGGGCAGCACUUCUUAGUGCAGAUGAUAGAGCCCACUCUGUGCAGAGCUGCUACAGAGCCAUGUACAGUGAUGCCUUCACCCUGCCAGCAGGACCAGGUUGCCUCUGGCUGUGUGUUGGGAGGUGAAGAUCAACUGUGUGAGACGCGUUAGUGCUCCAACAGCCAGUCCCUACCUCUGCCAGGACAUGGGAAACAGCUAGCUUGGUUGUUGUCACCUCCUCUUUGGGAGCACUCAGCUGCCUAAGGAAUAGUGCAACCUGUGCGGCUGGUUGUCUGCCUGCUCCUUACCUAAAGCCAGUCCUGAUGCACCGCUUUAUUUCCUCCUACUACUUCAUGCUACACACCACCUGUCUUCUGGUUUUGGUGAUACUACACACACAUAUGCCUAUGUAGCCAUAUUUCUGUCCCCAGUUUUAGCACCUAGUGCUACAGACAGGCUCAGCAGCCUGUUUCUCUCCUAGUUCAUCCAUUCCCUUAGAAGCUAGAGGAAAAAGCACACCUGAGCUUCAUUGCAGCUGAGACUCAGUGUGCAGUGAAGAUGCUGUUCCUGGGAAGCACAACUGUGUGACUAAUGCUAUUGAAGUUUUGUGAGUGCUUAAAAACAUGUGUUAGGAUCAAAGUGGAAAGCUUCAUUGCAUACAGCUGCAUGUUAAAAUUGUAUCAUAUGAAGUACAGCAUUUAUUAAAGUGCAUAACAUAUGCCAGUACUACUGAAUCUAAAAGGCAGAACUAAAAUAAAAUAUUGCUAAUGUACACAACAGUACUCUACUGACAGAAAAGUAUCUCAGCACCUGUGUGGAGCAGAUGUCAUUCACAGAAAUUUGUGCCAUUUAGGAAUGGAAUCAGAUUUUUUUUCUUCCUCUUUUAAAUCUCAGAAUUUCAAACUUUUGAGACAAAAUUUCAGACCAGCUACAUGCCAUUACCUUUGUUACGGUGGUAGCUGUUCCUCUGUAGAAAUCCUGUCCUUAGCUCUCAGCUACCCUACCUUCACCUCUCCAGCAUCUGUCCUAAUUUUGGUUUGUAAAUACAGGUCAAACUGCAUCAUUUUGGCAUUGCCCCAGUUUACUGCAACUGAGAUGUGGGCUCAGAGGGCUUUGUGGCACCUGCGCUGCAGCAGCACUGGCUAAGGCAGGAGCCUGCUCCUCCUCCCUCAUGGGCAUUCUGCUCUUAGAGCAAAAAACACUGCUGCUACAACUCCCUGAACAUUUAAUGUGAGGUACAUGUGAGGUAUAAUUAGCUAUAGCUGGCAACAUUAUUUAAUAUCAUGGCUCAGGACUCAAAAUGGUGUAAGAUUGUAAUGGUAAAUCUUUGUCCUUUUUUUAUUUCCAUCCUGGUACUUACAUGUUUACAAAAUGAGAAAUAAUCAUUUAUGAGAGUGUUCCAUAAACAAAAAGGGAUAAUUUCCUUUUCCUGUUUGUGCAAAAAGUUUGAAUGCUAACAUUUUCAAAAGAUAAGAUGUCAGUGCAAUGCAGGAGAAGAAGUAGUGUUUCACAGUACUGUCAACAUUAACGUUCCAAUUAUUUACGCUGAAAGAGACCGUUUCUAAAAUAUAGCCAACCAUUAGUUCCACACCUUUGUAAACAAAUAAGAAAGGUGAUUAAAAUAUAUAUCUAUCUCAGCAGUUCCUAAAAGGUAGAAUGUCCAAUUGCCAUCUUAUUUUUUUUGAAAAAAAGUAGCAAAAGUCAAUUGUUAAAGAUCUAUAUAGAUCUUUAUAUAUAUAUAUAUAUAUAUAUGUAUGUAUAUCCCUGUGUGCAACAGAGCUUAAAAAAAAAAAAAAAAAAAACACUCUACAUGGCUAGACAGCCAUACACCACUCACCAUCUCUCAAGAAUACUUCUGUUAAAACUGAACUGGUUGUAAUUUGAUGUAAAGUGUUGCUUUUUUUUUUUUUUUUUUUUUCUUCCCUCCGUAAGAUUUAAUGUAAUGGUGGGGUGGAAGGAAGACUGCAAGAACUUAAAUACGGGUCAUCUAACUAUGCAUGGCAUGGGAGGCUGAGCAGCAGGAGCAGGACUGUCAGCUGGAGGAAAUGAGGAAAUGCUGUCUUUUUGGAAUGGGUAUUUGUCCUGAAAGAAAGAGCUUCACUGCUUCAUCUUUGAAAGUGAAGGCUUUUUCCUGUGAGCAUUCAUGCGGCCUCUUUCUGAAAAGUUACAGCAGCAGCAGCACCCUCUUCCUUCAAUGAAGGUCAAACAAAAGGCAAAGGAUAGAAGACCAGAGUAAUAAUGGCAGCUAGUGAGAAGAGUUUUAAGCAACUGGUGAAAAAUCAUGAAACAAUGGCUGGAGAUAUACCAGAGAAGAGGGCAUUGCCAUAGCACCAGCACUGAAGUACUGUCACCUUCCUUCUGUACUCCCAAGGACUGUUGUACUGCACAUUUGCGUUUUCCUCUGAGAUUACAGUUCAAGCUACAUAC
This is a messenger RNA of Rhea pennata, 6452 nucleotides long. It is a transcript of the gene LRRC14B, whose product is annotated as leucine rich repeat containing 14B. The record is from RefSeq and is a predicted model, not a curated record. The transcript is spliced from 2 exons. Lineage: Eukaryota; Metazoa; Chordata; Aves; Rheiformes; Rheidae. Bases 344 to 1894 code for a protein of 516 amino acids. Gene Ontology annotation, cellular component: cytoplasm.